Molecule: messenger RNA, 1809 nt
Organism: Thlaspi arvense
Lineage: Eukaryota; Viridiplantae; Streptophyta; Magnoliopsida; Brassicales; Brassicaceae
Source: the annotation of a GenBank genome assembly
AUGGGCGAAUCCAAGAUCGAAUACCGCUUCAUCUCCGAGGAUGAGACAGUGGUCUUCUGGAACAUGGAGGACUACCCAUUCCCUGAUAGUGCCGAUCUUUGUUCUAUUCGUCUUAAGAUCGAAGAUGCUCUUGAUCGAAUGGGCUUUCAUGGGCGUAAGAGAUUCAAGGCGUAUGGUGACCCACUGUACAGAGGCCAAUUGGAUAAGGCCGAAUUCGUCUUCUGCAGAAAAUUGGGUGAAGGUUUGGGAAUGCCUCUGGAUUUUCUUUGUUUCGCAAAGUCCUUCGCUCCUAAACCAAUAGUGUUUUUUGUAAUCGCAAAACUUAGCCCAGAAAGCGAGUUGCACAGGGUUCUUCACUGUUUGAAAUCGAGAAAUCACACUGUUCUCGUAGUUGAUAACACCACCGCAAAAGAAAGCCUAUUUGAUACUGUGGAAUCAGUAGUUGGUUGUACCCAAGUUUUGGGUGGAGGAAAGCCUGUAAGCCAUAUGCCAGUGCCACAGGAGGACGAGGAUGAAUAUUAUGAGGACCAAUUCUCAGAACUCUCUGAGGAGGAUGCUAGCUCCCAAUUCGAUAUGUCCAAGAUGGAAAAUUUCUCCGAGAUCAAGUCAACCGUCUCGACAAGCGUCUUCUCCUGGAACCUGAAGGGCAUCACAACCCCUUGUACUGUCAUCUUCUGGAACAUGGAGGACUACCCAGUCACUUGUGGUGGCAAUCUUAUUGAUACUCGUCGUAGUAUCGAGGCUUCCCUUAAUCAAAAGGGCUUUCAUGGGGAUACGAUGAUGUGGGCGUAUGGUGACCCUGACCCACAGUACGAAGGCCCAUUGAAGGAUGCCAAAAUCACCCUCUUACGUUCAAGGGGUGACAAUUCGGAACCGCCUCUGCAUUUUCUUCGUUGCGCAGCAGCGACGGCUCCUGUACCAACAACUUUUUAUUUAAUCGCAAAAUUAAGCCCAGAAGUGCACAACAUUCUUCAGUGGUUGCAUUCAAGAAAACACAAUGUUCUCGUAGUUAAUCACGACGCAAUGGAACGUUUGAAAGUUGGAAAGCCAUCAAGUCCUCAUUCUCCUUUGGAAGGGAACCAAUCAAUUUCUGAUCCUGAUCCUUCUGAUAAUGUCAUCUCCGAGAUGGAAGAUUUGUCCGAGCCCAUCACGCCCGUCAAAGGGGUUAAGACUGUCGUCUUCUGGGACGUCGUGGCUUGCCCAUUCCCUAUUUGUUCCGGUCCGGAUGAGAUCUAUGGCAGAGUCGUAUCAGCUCUUGAUGAAAGGGGUUGUGGAGGUGAGAUGGCGAUCUGGGCUUAUGUAGAUGAGAAUGACGGGUCGUCUUGGAGUGGUGAGUAUCUGCGUGACAAGACGUGGGAAUCCAGAAUCUACUUUAUUCCCGGAGGGGAUAAAGCCUCGAGACUUCAGAGAAUGUUACAUGACACUGUUUUAUGGGAAUUGGACUCUCCUCGGGAAUAUUCUGAUCGAGGAGACGUGGUCGUAGUCUCAGAUCAAGUCGGAGAUGACACGAUGUUCUUCCGUAUGCUUGAAUAUAUGACUGUGAGAUGUUUCAAUGUUUUCUUAGUCACUCCGACUCAGCACGUCAACAAACCACAAAGCGCUGACUGGCCAGGUUUGCUACUAGAUCAUGCACGCUCUUUGGGUUCCCGAAGCGAAAGCCCAGAACCUAGUCCCUGUUCUGGAAGCGAAAGCCCAGAACCUAAUCCAUGUUCUCGAAGGGUAAGCCCAGAACCUUGUUCUGGAAGCGAAAGCCCAGAACCUAAUCCAUGUUCUGGAAGCGAAAGCCCAGAACCUAUUCUCGAAGGGUAA